AUGACAUAUAGCAGGGAAGAAUAUAACAACACUAGACCAUCUAGCGCUGCUCUCAUAUUGGAACCAGAACAGCAACAAUCAGAAAAAAAUAACAUCGAUUGUAGCAUAUCCGAUAUUAAUAACACUUUUAAUAACGAUGGUAUUAAUACUUUGCUGAACAUGAAUUUAGCAGCAAAUUAUACAAAGGAUAAUAGUAACAAUACCGGUAAUGCGGGGUUAGACCUAGAAUCGCUAAUUCUAUCAACUCCGUUACCGCCAUCAAUAACAACUAUAAAUGAUGCCAGUAAUACUAACGAUAACGCUAAUAUUACCAAUAAUGCUUCCACUGAUAAUGCCACCAUUGCUGCUAACAAUACAAAUACUACAGACCCAAGUAGCAGUAGUACCUUAUUCGAAGAAACAUUUCACAAAUCACAGAAACAAGAUAUGAAUGUCUCAAAUACAAAUAAUAGCAAUAACAGUAAUAUAACAUUUGCUGAUUUAGGUGUUAUUAUACAUGACCAUGAUGAGGAUUUUGGUUAUGACUAUGAAGAUGUGUUAACUGCACCAACUGAACGUAAUUCUGUUGUCACUCCUACAGAUACCGCCGCCAAUAAAAAUGAUAACAAGCUACAAUCAAAUUAUCCACUAAUGCCACAAAAUAAUAAUACUUGUGUAAAUUCCACAUUUGAUUGUAUUAAUCCGCGCUAUCUAAAUAAUAUUAAUGGGGUUUCUUUUUUCCCUACGAGUCCACAUACUAGUAGCAACAGUAGCAAUUACAAUACUAGUUCUAUAAAUUCUAUUUCCACUUUUACUGCCGGUGGUGAUGGUUAUGAUGGUGGUGAUGGUGAUGUUAAUAAUAAUGAUAAUCAUAGCCACAAUCAUCGUCACCAACACCGCCAUCAUUACAAUAGUCAUAGCAAUCACAAUGUUAAUAACAACAAUGCCUUCACGAUUAAUGGGCGGAGGCCUAGCGUUUUACUAACUGAUACAGAUCCAGAAGAUAUAUUCGGUUUGAAUUUAAAAAGUAUUAAUAAUAACACUAACACAGCUUUUUCUAGAAAAGAACGGGAAAAUUCAAUCUCUUCGAUAAAUAGCGGAGGUAGCAUAAGCAGCACUACUCGAAUAAAGAACACAUUAUCUAAAAAUAGUAAUUCUAAUAGUAAUAAUGCUAUCAAUAAUAAUAUUUUUUUGGAUGAUUAUAGUCAAGGCAGUGGUGCCAAUGGUAUAUCAACAACGCACAUAUUGUUAAGUUCUUCGCCAACCACUACGCUUACUAGGAGGAGACAUUCAAUUGAUGGGAAAAUUACAAAAAAACUAAUCACAUCGGAUACAUGUACAACUACUAAUAUAAAUCCCGGUAGUGUCACUAAUACAAUAGAUAAUGUUAUGGAUUAUAAGAAUAACAGCAACAGUACAAAUACUAGUAAUAGCACGAGUAUUAGUCCACUUAGUGAUGUAAUAACAGGUGUUACUCUUAAUCCGAAUGCUAACAGCGUUUGCAAUAGUGCUUUGAUCGAUAAUGGUAAUAUGGUUUCCACCACCAUCAAUAACAACGGUAAUAGUAGUAGGCAUUACAAGCACAAUAGAUCAAGGUCAAUUCCUGGUAAUAAUAUUCAGUUGAAUGAUAUUAAUCUGAUUGAUACGUUUAUAAGUAAUGAUUUGUUCAAUAAUUAUUUAAACAACGCUAAUAAUAACUCUGUGAGUCCUACUAUGAAGAGCAAUAAGAUUGCGAAUAAUCUUAAAGAUGAUGACGAUACCGAUACCGAUUAUGAUAAUGAUGAAGAAAUGCAAUUAAAAGAUUUACUGGGACACGACGGCCUUAUAUUGUCUCCUCCUUUAUCACCAUACCAUGCUGCUACUACGAUUACUAGUCAUAAACUAGAAAAUAGUUUAUCAGGUAAUGGGAGUACUUCCCCAAUUUCUAGUAUGGCCACUUGCAUAGCUAAUAGUCUAAAUAUGAAGGAAACUGCAUCUAACAGAGGGAGAGGACAAGGUAAGACUAAAAGCACAGAUAGAAGCGAAAAUAAUUUAGAGACUAACAGUAAUAUUGUGACUAAUAAUUUUUCAGAGAAUAGUAAAAAUAAUAUUGUUACAACUAGUACAAUGAAUGUUAACUCAGAUGAUAACGAAAAACCUUUUAAAUGUAGCGAAUGUAUUAAACGUUUUAAACGACAAGAACAUUUAAAAAGGCAUUUUAGAAGUGUUCAUAGUGAUGAAAGACCAUACCCUUGCACCCUUUGCGAUAAGAAGUUUAGUAGAAGUGAUAAUUUAACUCAACACUUGAAAACGCAUCUCAAAACACAUAAUAGCAAAAAAACAAAGAAGUGA
Molecule: messenger RNA, 2310 nt
Organism: Saccharomycodes ludwigii
Lineage: Eukaryota; Fungi; Ascomycota; Saccharomycetes; Saccharomycodales; Saccharomycodaceae
Product: C2H2-type zinc finger protein
Exons: 1
Coding region: 1-2310 (769 amino acids)
Biological process (GO): regulation of transcription by RNA polymerase II
Molecular function (GO): RNA polymerase II cis-regulatory region sequence-specific DNA binding; DNA-binding transcription factor activity, RNA polymerase II-specific
Source: RefSeq, a predicted model, not a curated record